Molecule: messenger RNA, 666 nt
Organism: Meloidogyne enterolobii
Lineage: Eukaryota; Metazoa; Nematoda; Chromadorea; Rhabditida; Meloidogynidae
Source: the annotation of a GenBank genome assembly
AUGGUUUUAUGCCAAAAACCGUAUUUAACCGAUCGUUUUGCUUUUGCUCAGCAACAACCAGCUAUUGACCCUGUUGAUAGACAAGAUAUUUUUGAUAUUGGAGGGGCUUUAAUUGAUGAUAUACAGACAAUAUCCUUCCGUCGCAAAGUUGUUAGUCCAGACAAAAGCACAGAUUUAAGUUUGGCACAAUGUGCUCAUUUUCUCUUUCCUGUACAAGGUGGAAGGGUGAUGGCACAUUCUAGUCGUGACUUUCAACAGGCACGUACCCCAAUCGGUUUUCACGACCAACAACAGCCAAUUUCUUCACCGACCCAAAUUUGCCUUUGUGAUAGGCCCACAAACUUUAAAAAUUCAGAAAAGGAACAAAUUGGAAGAAGAAGGGUUAGAAAUGUAGAGAAUGAGGAUGAAGAAGAGAAACAAUCAGGAUUACCCUUUCAAUGUGCUGAUGUUGCUAUAAUACAGAUAGCCGAAAAUCAAAAUAAAUUAUUUAUAAGAGCUGUUGAUGCCUUUGGUCUUUCCAAUGAUUCUCUAAGAAGAGAUGAACAUUGGGGAGGGCAACAAUCUUUUACUGGAGUUGAAUUAAUUAAUAAUUCUGGCAAAAAUACUUUUUGGUUAACAAAAAUGUUAAAAGGUGUUUUUUAUUCUGAUUAUUCGAUUAAUUUUUAA